Messenger RNA from Microstroma glucosiphilum, 2600 nucleotides. Its product is annotated as kinase-like protein. The transcript has 3 exons. Gene Ontology annotation, biological process: MAPK cascade; protein phosphorylation; cellular hyperosmotic response. Gene Ontology annotation, molecular function: MAP kinase kinase activity; ATP binding. The record is from RefSeq and is a predicted model, not a curated record. Lineage: Eukaryota; Fungi; Basidiomycota; Exobasidiomycetes; Microstromatales; Microstromataceae. Bases 442 to 2274 code for a protein of 610 amino acids.
ACCUCGUGUUGCCGCUGCCGAUCCUACCCUUCUCCCCUCCCCUCUGCCUCUGCGUACCACGACCAUCUCGAGGCAUAAGCCCUUUGAUCUCCAUCCUACCUCUGCCAUCACACACACACACUUUCUUGUGCAGUGCCUUCUUCAGCACCUUCCGGUCACUCGAUUAUCUUCCCCUUCCGGACUUGGCCCUCCCCCACUCGUCUUCAUCUUCUGGGAAGAAUCUGCAUAGAGACUUACCCAUUCCUUCACGCCUCGACCUCUGCCUUUGUCCCGGCAAUCCUCAUCCCUCUCACGUACAUCUUAUCGAGACGCAAUCGACUACGCUACCGAAGCAUCCCUAUCAGCACCUGUCGGGAUUCAGUCUAGAUAGACUUUCCCCUCGGCAUACCCUUCCGUCUCCACGCCUCACUCGACAAUCGCGAGUGAAGGUCCCCUUUCAAGAUGACGACCGAUACGGCUUCCGCAUCUACCUCUGCUGCCGAUGAGGCCGCCUCGUCGCUGUCCUCGAUGUCACUCAGCGGCAACCAGGACAAUCCCACACCCCCUUCCCCCGUCUCUCGUGCGGCGACUGGCGGACCACCCCGGCCGUCAGGCCCUACAUCGGCUCAAGGCCCAUCCUCUUCUACCGCAUCUGGAGGACCGCCGAUGAGAUCAGUCGGAGGAGGUGGGCCGCCUUCUCGGCCUGGAGGAGGACCACCGGGAGGAAGUGGUGGACCGAUGAAUGCACAGGAAAGGGCUCGGCAAAUGGCGGGAACGAAGCUACCUCCUAGUCUACAGGCAAAGCUUGCUGCUAAUGCGGCUCGAUCCUCAUCCUCUACUCCCUCGGCCCCCAAGGAACUGCCCAGCUAUCUCAAGUCGAAUCAAAGAAUAGAUCCCUCCUCGUUGCUAGCUCGAGGUGGACCCAGUGGUGCACCCAGCAUCGGCGGUGGAGCAUUUCCACCUUCCACUGGACCAGGCAUGAAUGGUCUGGCCGCUCGUAGGGCAGGAGGAUUUCCAGGAGGCGCAAUGCCCGGCUUUCCUGGUGCAAACGGUAGUGGUCCCCCCGGCGGAGGUCUUGCGGGAAGGAGACCCAAGCCUGGUAUGAAGUUGUCUGACAUGGGCAUCCCACCGCUCCAGUCGGGACCGUCUUCAUCGGCGGCAGCGGAUGGCGAGGCGGCGAUGCGGUCAGCUGGUGGGACUGUCAGAGCAGCUCCUCCGGGACGACUGGCAAAUGCUCCAAAGGGAGGGUCGAUGGCUUCUGCCUUUGCAGACUUUGCAGACGUCUUAGACCCCUCUGGUGCCCUCAACUUUGCUGGCAAGGCCGUUGUGCACGCCAAGGGAGUUGACUUUGGCAACGGCACCUCGUUCAAGAUCAACAUGGACGACCUCGAGCUACAAGAUGUGCUCGGCAAGGGCGCCUACGGUGAAGUGCGGAAAGUCAAGCACACCAAGACGGGCGUGGAGAUGGCAAUGAAGGAGAUUCGGCUCGAGCUAGACGCGGCCAAGCUCAACGCCAUCAUCAUGGAGCUGGACAUUCUACAUCGAGCCGUCGCUCCGGAGAUUGUGGAAUUCUACGGAGCCUUCUUUGUGGAAUCGUGCGUCUUUUACUGCAUCGAGUUUAUGGAUGCUGGGUCUCUGGAGAAUCUCUACGAUGGACCCUCGUCUGUGCCGGAAGAUGUCUUGGCACGAAUGGUGCAUCAGACGGUCAAGGGUUUGAACUUCCUCAAGGAGCACCUGCAGAUCAUGCACCGAGACGUCAAGCCUACAAAUAUUCUCGUGAAUCGCAAGGGCGAGGUGAAGCUGUGCGACUUUGGCGUCAGUGGUCAGCUGGAAAAGUCGUUAGCAAAGACGAACAUUGGUUGCCAGAGCUACAUGGCUCCAGAGCGAAUCAAGGGCGAGUCCCUGUCGAUGCCCUCGACGUACACGGUGGCCUCCGACGUCUGGUCUCUUGGUCUGACCAUUGUGGAGUGCACAAUGGGCGUCUACCCUUACCCUCCCGAGACGUACUCGAACGUCUUUGCUCAACUGCAAGCGAUUGUGCAUGGCGAUCCUCCACGCCUGCCAGACGACUAUUCGGACGUUGCGCAAGACUUUGUCGCUGGCUGUCUGGAAAAGGUUCCUGAGCGGAGAGUUACGUACAGUCAGAUGCUGCAGCACCCUUGGUUGGUGAAUGACGAGGAGAGGGGAGCAGAGGGAGUGGAUAUGAAGGCUUGGGUGGAACAGGCGCUGGUGAGGAAGGCGGAGCGGAGGAAGGAGAAUAGGGAGAAGGAGGCAGCCGUGCAGGCUCAGAGAUGAGGUCGAAACGGGUAGUCCUCUCUGGGAGAGAAGGAAGAAAGGAGGAGCGGACUGGCACGACCGUCGCCGAUGCGCUCGGGUUGGCCAUACUAGAUUGCUCGUCUCUUCCUUUGCUCCCCUCUUUCCACUGCUUCUGCGCAUCCUCUACGUCUUUGGGGGUUCUGGGUUGCAACCAGUCACAAUUGCUCUAUCGAAGUCCUCGAUCUCGCACAUUCUUUCCUCUGUCCAUCUAUCCCUCCCUUCAUCUGGCCAUCUGUACAGGUACUCAUCCACUCACUCACUCACUCAUUUGCUCAAUCAGAAGCCAUGUCAGGUUUCCUUUCCCC